UAUAAUAUCCACUCGUCCCCCCCCACCACUACUUUGCCGUCAACCCGUCUACUACCUGUGUAGUAUGCGUUUACAUAGUACCUGCGUACCCGCAGCAAUGCUAUUGGAAUAUAUUAAUGUUAUUUUUAUUAUCGUGCCCGCCGAGUCGCGUUUUUCGGUGUGCUCGGACGAACACUAGACAACAGCAGCUAGUUUCAGUUUGGCGCCCGCGCGAUCAGCAACCACUUCAAGUCACCAGGAUAAUAUAAUUAUAUAUUUCAUAAAACCGAUAUACUUCAUAUAGAUCUACCAUCCCCCGUCCGUUCACUUAUGAGCUAACCUAACCGCGUCCAAAACCCUUUUUACGUCGGUACGUUAUAAAUUAUUUAGCAAAAUAUUCAAAAUCGUCACUUUUCGUCAAGCCCGCCAUUAUGAAGCGAUCCUACACCAUAAUCUUGAUGGCCUCGCUGUCCUUAAUAACAACCGAAGCAGCUCACAUGAUAUACGCACAAAACUGCGGCAAAGAUGAAUACAACCGGUGUAUCGCUCUAGCCGAUCCACUGGUGAAAGAUCCGCAUUUCAUCUAUCCGGGAAAUCUAAAAGACAUCGAUAACAUAUGCCGCACUUGGACGCUGUUCGUCGAUUGUACAAAGCGUUACACCGAACACUGUUUCGAGGAGAGCAAACGAAAAGUAUUUAACAAAGCCGUUGAAAACUCUAUCGAACUGGUCCAUCAAAUGUGCACGUCGCCCCAAUACCAGACAGAAUAUUUGAAGCAUGCGUCGUGUUUACGUACGACGCUGUUCGACGAUUCGCGUUGUGGGAAACACUAUCGAUCUUUGGCCGGAUUCAUUUCGAACGAGACCAGUGGGCCCAGCAUUUGUUGCACUCACCACAGAUUCCGGGAAUGUGUGCUGGACCAAACACGAAGGACUUGCAACCAAGACGACGAUUCCUUUACACAACAAUUGUUGGAUAAAGCAUUUGGAUUUUUUCGCAACCAGUGCAUAGACUACGUGCCGAAUCAAGACGAAUGUCCUGGAUAUGAAUAUUAUAACGCGAUGACCACCAACCGGUGGCAAGACGAUAAGGGUAAAGGAUCGCCGAGUCCCAGCCAGUGGCCUUCGACGAAGCGACAGGACGAUUGGAGACCCGAGCAGAACACGGGUGGCUGGUCCGGUGGACCGUCGACGGCACCCGCGGGUAGCGAGAGGACUAGCCGCGGGCACACCGUGCAAGCCGCGUCGUUCAGCACGCCGACGUGGCAGGUGUCGGCCGCGGGUGUCGGCGGUGUCGUUGGCGGUGGCGUCUCCGCGUCGGCUCAGCCGCCCACCAAGAAACCGGACACCACCAGUUACAUGAGCAACGUGAUCGACGAGCCCAACCAACAGGGCCUGGCCCAGACCGGUGCCGGGCCGGGGCCGAACGCGCCCAGCGCCGCAACCGUGGCCGCCGCACUGGCGCUAUUGGCGCUCGCGAAAGUCGCCACAUAAUACCGGAAAAACGUAUAUUAUAAUUAAUUAUACAAUAAUAUUAUAAUAACAUAUUACACACUAAUAUUGUGCGCAUAAUAAUAUUAAAACGAUAAUAUUUAAAAUAUUGUUAUAUGAUUAUAAUAUUUUAUAUAUAUAUAUAUAGGAUGCCUCGAAGAUUACGGUUUAUUAUUGUUAUUAUAAUUAUUAUUAUUAUUGUGCACGACCGCGAAGUAAAAAAAAAAAUAUAUUUUCAAAAAACACUUAGCUAAUAUACAAUUUAUACGAUUCGUCAUAAUAAUCUGCAACAUCGUUCAAAAUACGGUCGUCGAAAUCGAAUAACCAUUAGGUGAUUUAUUAUUUGAAGUAGGUAAAACGUUUGUAUUAUUUCAAAAACAAGAUUUGUAUGUACAAAAUUUCAAGUCGUUACAAAAAAAAAAAAAAAAAUGACAUUUUUACAAUUUUUUACUACACCUAUAUAAUUUGCUUAUCAAAAAUGUAAAUAGGUACUUAUAACUUAGGUACUCGUAAACCACUCGCUUGAUAUUAAAUUUUAAUACAUAUUAGAUGAAUUAAAAAUGUGCGUUAUCAUUAUAAAAGUCAAAGCAUAAAAAAUAAUAGUUAAUGAUAAAAGUAUAAUAGUUUUUUUUCAAAUUUGUUGUUUUGUGAUGACUUAAAAUCAUAAAAAAAAAAAAAUAAGUAAAUAAUUAUUUUUGAAAUAAUGACAAUGUUUUUCGAUCAAAGAAUCACCUUCCCGAAAGCAUAAAUUGUAUUUUUUUGCAUACAUUAUUAUAUUGUAAAUUUUAUUUGGGCUUCAGCCCGUAUUGUGAUAAAAUUAAAUAAAAUUAAAAAAUUACACUCGUGUGAUCCACACGUCAUAUUAUUAAAUUUAAGAACACCGUCCGAUAUAAUAUAUAGGUCACAUACACGUCUUGCGUAUCAUAGAUCGUGAUCGACCACCACCGAUGUACUAUAUAGCAUUGUAAUAUGUGACAGAGUCGCAACUAUAUGUGUAUAACAUGGAGCCAAUCCCACCGAUCCGCCGAUCAUUUUUAGAUAAAAUUAAAUUUGUUUUGAUAUUUUUUCUAAGUUUAACAUUUUUUUUAAAUCGAUUUUGUUUUUCUGAUUAGGCGUUUGAUAGGAAUGAGCCUUUAUUAUAUUAUUAUGUUCUAUAAUAUAUUUUUAACUUAUCACCCAAAAAAAUAUGUAAAUAUAGUUGCGCCCUGCACGAGUUCUAUCUAUACACAUAUUAUGUUAAUAUUAUAUAUUAUUAUAGACAUACUCAUAUACAUUAUGUUAGUUUCCAACAACAUGACGUGUAUAAUAUAGUAUUAUUAUAAUAAUCUAUAAUCGCAUUGUAUUCUACAUAAAUCCAUGUACCGACUUAUGAUUUUUGGAUGUAUACACAUCCACAUCAUUUAUUCGUUCCAAAGUCAUUAUAUUGUAUUAUUAUGAUGUUAUAUUGUUUUAUAAAUUAUCAUUUCUUUUUUUCAUUAGCGUUCGCACCGUUUACCACACGUUAUCAUAUUAUUAUUGUGUUAUGACGCUGUUGUAUUGCAGUGGUCGAAACAGUACAGUGAGCAGAAACAUGGUAAAUUAUUAUGUACGAGUGUACGACUAAAUAAAAUUAGAAUUAUAUUUUUUUAAAUUUAUCAAAUAUUAUAUUAUGUGACACAUUAACUCGUAUGCACGGCCGUAGAAGACAUAUUGAUAUUAUAUUGUAUAUUAAUAAAUUAUUUCGUCGGGGGAUGUCAUUUUUUAAAGGAGAUAAAAUCAGGAGAUAUAUCACGAAAAAUAAAAUGUCAGCAUCGCUCGUUUACCACCCUCGCGGCCUUCGAUCACUGUAUAUUAUGCGCAUUUUUUACGUCCUUAAUGAUUGUCUACUGCAUGAUAUUUUACCAUUGGUGUAUUUGAUGUUGGAAAAAAAUCUUCGUUUUCUGUACUAAAAAAUAUAAUUAUUAUUAUUAAUUGUAUUAUGAUACAUAUACGAUGACCGUCGGCCAAAGAGUUUGACCAACCUCAGUGUAUUUGUGUAACGCGAGUCAGUUAUCAGUUUAUAUUGUAUAAUAACAUAAUAAUAUUAUAUUAUACAGCGGUAAUAAUAAUAACUGUAAUUAUUGUAAUUAUUAUUAUAAUUGUGCGUGUAUUGCCAUCGAUGGCGUUGAAUAAUAUAUAAUAUAUAUUUUAUAUGCUAGUCAGUAGUCACAAAAUUAUACACACGUGUUACAAUAGCGUUUACGAUUUAUUAUUAUUAUUAUUAUUAUUAUUAUUAUUAUUAUACACAUACCUAAUUAGUCUGUGAUGUUUUACAAUGUAAAUGAUAUACCUACCAUCAUCGCAAACAUAACAUUAUAGGCAUACUUAUUGUUUUUUUUUAUAAACGACGUUCUACGUCUAAUAACAUUUAGUUAUGAUAUUGUUAACCGUAAAUAUAAUUUAUAUGUAUUAAGUACCGUAAAUCGAUAAUAUGAUAAAUAUGUGCACAUUGGUUAAUUUAUAAUCGAUUAAUAAAAUAUUUAAACAUAA
Messenger RNA from Rhopalosiphum padi (bird cherry-oat aphid), 3977 nucleotides. RefSeq lists its product as uncharacterized. The record is from RefSeq and is a predicted model, not a curated record. Bases 411 to 1472 code for a protein of 353 amino acids. Lineage: Eukaryota; Metazoa; Arthropoda; Insecta; Hemiptera; Aphididae. The transcript is spliced from 8 exons.